AUGGGUCCUGUUCUUUUUUUGGUUAUGAUCAACGAUCUCCUCGAUGAAUGGCCCGACCGAUGGAAGUGUGUAGAUGAUAGUACGGCUACUGAAAGUGUCAUGGUUGAUUGUAGCAGUAAUCUUCAGGAUCUCGUCGACUAUAUCUAUAAUUGGACGGUUACAAAUAAUAUGAAACUUAAUGUCACUAAAUGUAAAGAAAUGAUCCUUGACUUUGGUAGGGUAAAACGGAAUUUCCCAGCAUUAUUAAUCGAGAACACUGAGGUUGAACGUGUAAAUUCUGCCCAAAUUCUCGGCGUUACGAUCCAAACCAAAAUGAAUUGGAAUGAACACGUUAAUAAAAUUGUUAAGAAAUCUGGGAAAAGAUUGUAUAUGCUCAGGUUAUUGAAACUAGCCAACGCUGACACUAGAAUGUUAUCCAUCGCAUUUACCACUAUUAUAAGGCCAGUCUUAGAAUACGCUUGCCAAGUUUGGCACUUCAACAUUCCAGGUUAUUUGAGUGAUGAUAUUGAAAGGAUUCAAAGAAGAGCUUUGAAAAUUAUUUUACCAGAACUUAGCUAUAACGAUGCACGCGAACUUAUUAAUAUUCCAUCCUUGAAGGAACGACGUGAGAUUUUAUGCGAACAGUUCUUUUUGAGAGAUGAGAACCUUCAAAAAUUGGAUGAAUUUUUACCUAAUAAAUCCUCUUCGGUCUAUGAUGCGAGGGGAAAUUGUAAAUAUAAUAAUUAUUAUUGUAAAACAGAACGUUUUAGAAAAUCCUUCUUACCACAAAUUAUUUCGAAAUUAAAUUGUAAAUAGUAGUUUACUCUUUUAUAUUUAAUUAUUUGUAGUAUAGCUGAUGUAAUUUAACCUUUGGUUACAAAAUCAGUAAAUAUAUUUAAUAAUAAUAAUAAUAAUAAUAUAUAUAUAUAUAUAUAUAUAUAUAUAUAUAUAUAUAUAUAUAUAUAUAUAUAUAUAUAUAUAUAUAUAUAUAUAUAUGAUUUUGUACUUUUUAUACCUAAUUUGUACUGUAGAUGUUGCAGAUGAAGAGCCAUAUUUUCUAUGGAUAUGCUGCAAUAAAUUCAUUAUUAUUAUUAUUAUUAUUCUGAGGAGAGAUAUUGGACUUGAUGUCGGAGAGUAUAUCAGAUAAGUGGUUCUGCCUCGUGCCCUGGCGCUUUGAAUAAUUAUAAUACAUAAAGUAUUCAGGAAGGCAGGAGACGCGCGAAGGGGCUGUUGGGAAGGCUGCGUCCUGAGGAGCGCCUGCAUGGUAGUUCUCGUAAACUGCAAUGGCGGACAAACAUCGAAUUUAAUACAAAACGUUACCAUAUCGUCAAAAUAGUACUCUGUGUGUAAAACCUUAUUUUUUGGUUGAACUGAACGCCAUUGGCAAAUAAUAAUAAAUUUGUAGAUGUUUGAUCACAUGCAAAAUGCGCGAAAAAUUAUGAGUAAAUUACAUGGCAAGUUAACCGUGCGAAUAUUUUAUCCCCGAGCCAACGGCGCGAAGCGUCGUUCCGGGCGUUUGCCCGGAGCGAGGGUAUACCAAUUCCGCUCGGCUAUUUACACCCGGGGAAAGGAAAGCAUUAGCGAAGUCUAAAGUUCAUCAAUGAUCGCGGGCGUGGGUCACUGUGCGUUUUGGGUGGGCGGUCAUCUCACUGAUCUUAAAGUAUGGCUGUUUGCCAGGAGUGAAGAAGGGAAAUUUAAAAUAUAAAAAUACAUGUUGGAAGGCCUGGAAAAUCGUUUCACAUAACAAAUUUUAAAAUUGUUUCAUUUUUUAAACGUAAACAUUUAUUAGAAUUGAUUAAGUAUGAGAAAUCCUAAAGCAUUGGACAAGUUUGUUUCAAUUGUUUAUGUGUGACUUUGUAUUAUUAAAUAAAUAGUUAUAGACUUUGUUCUUGUUGUUCAAGUCUUUCCUAUGCAUUGUAUGCGAAAGUUUCUUAGUUAAAUUAACUUUUGUAGAAGUUCGUGAUAAAAAGAAAAGCAAAUUUUUGUUCAUAAGCAUCCUGUACGAAUUAAAUUUAUUUCAUUUCAAAGUACAAGUAAUAAGUUGAAGCUAGAGUUGAAGAGUUUAUUAGCUUAAUAUCCGAAAAAGCAGUUCAUUUCAAUCCACAUUUAAAAAAGUUUUACAUAGAGUUUCGUUUCGAAUUUUACAUUAAAAUACAGCCCGUAUAGAAAGCAAAAUAAUUUUCCUACUUUAUAUAUUUUAUAAAUUGAUAGUUCUGUAUUUAAAAGCGUUCAAGUUUUAUCUAUUUUUUUGCAGGUUUCUACAAAAAGUUUAAAAAACAAUUAUCGUGUUGCCAUGACUAACAUGAUGGCAAGAUGUGACAACGCGAGCCUGUGUUCAGUGUUGGCAUAAUUAGGAACACUUCAAGUUGAAACAGUGUUUGGAAAAUAUAGGCGAAGGGUCGUUGCAUGCAUGUAUUUCUAGUUUAGAAUAUAGAGAAUAUCAUUCUGCAGUAUUUAAAUAAAAUUUCACAACCGUAAAGUUUGAAAUAUUAGAACAGUGCAAUUUUAUUGUUUAUACCUUUAUAUAUAGUCAUAGCUUGCAAAUCUAGUUCCUGCAAGUAAACCUUGCAAAUCUAGUUCUUCAACGCUUCGGUUGAUGACAUGUUAAUAUUGCAAGAGUUUAAAUAAGGCAUAUGCAACAUAUACCAAGAAUAACAGCAUGAAUUCACGCCCAGAUGAUAGAAGAAUAUUAACAUUGGUCAAUACUACAAAAACAAGUAGCAAAAAAUCGUAAACGACAACGAACUAUCACAACUUGCAAGAAAUCGUACUUUGUUGCACGCAAUCGACCAAGAAUUGUCAGGUGUCUCGCAUUUCAAGUGCACUCUUCCCAUCAACCCCUUCGUUCUCUCGCCAUCACAAUACUUCAUGUAAACUCGCCAUAUGCGCAUCACUGGGUUUUUUUACAAAGAGAUCUCUGAUUACGAGGCAGUAAGUGCUUAGUCUUCUACUUCUUUUACCCUAUGUCGUUUAGUGGCAGUAUUGUCGACCGUUAAGGUACGAUGAAAAUAUAAAGCAAUAUCGCAUCAACUAGACUCAGAAACACAACAAAUGCAUUCUGUUAACAUGUUAGAUAUAUAUUUUACAUAUAUUGUUAAUAUUUUUUGAAUUAUUUCGUUAUUACCUAUUAUAAGGUUAAAUAUUCAGUAUAAAUAUUCAAAAUAAGUAGACCAUUCCGAGAUUGGGCCGCCUGUGGCGACACUUGCUAGGAAGAUGGCGACCGUGGGACAACUUUUCUACUAAAAUUAAACAUCUUUUCUUAAUUUGUGAUUUAGCUUUAAUGAAAUGGUAUUUGAAAAAUACGCUGUCAACAUUAUCUGACGAUAUCGUCAUUACUUUUCUGCAAAACCUGAAAUAUAUCGGCAAAAUUAGUUGCAUGCAUCUUGAACUUUAAGCCCAUAUAAUGCAAACUGAAAUAUUGGUAGUUCUACAGUUAACAGUGUUAUACUUUUUAUUUUUUAUACUUUUUGUUUUCAAAAAGUUAAAAAAAAACAAUGAUGGUGUGUCUUUGGUUUGGCCACUGGAAAUCGAUAAAAUGACGCGAGCAACGUACGCCAGCCUCCAAUCAGUAUUGUCGUAAUUAAGGGUACUUCAUGAUGGAACAUUGUGAUAGAAACACUCAAACACAUGAUGGGAAAUAUAUGCGAGGGUUUGUUUUAUGCUUAAUGGAUUAUGUUCGAAUAAUUACUGCGAACUAUAAUUGUUAGGUUUGAAAAUAUGGCGGGUUAGAGCGUGAAUGUAUUUCUAUUAAAUUUUAAUUAAGUACUAUUUGCAAGAUAGCAUCUAAUAACUGUUUAUUAUUGCAACGAAAAGAGUCACCAUUAGUAUUUGCCAAUUAAUGUAUAAUAUGGGAAUUUUUAGAUUUAUUUAUUGAUUGAUAUGAUGGAUAGUCUGCAAAUUGGGUUGUAUCAUUAGAAGGAAAUGUAGUAAAUACGAAUUAAACUAUAUAUGCUUUAUGGCUGAUUCUUUUUUUAUCUUAUUUAGGCAAGAAAUCAAAUUUAAGGCGAAGCGGUUGAUCAUUUCUUCCGUCAGCUUUUCGUUUUCUACGUUUGGGCAACAACUUUCAACAUUUGUGACAAUAAUGGUUCUAAUCGAGACUGACAGGUCCAUACUUACACCUUACAAUCUGAUCACAAUGAUUUUGCUUUUUUUAAAUAUCAACAACGUGGUUCUUUUCGAAAUCCCAACUGGAAUUCAUUUUACUACAAACAUAAUUAUCGCGCUUACCCGGAUACAGCAUUUCUUGGAAAGCUAUGAAUUCAUGGAUGCCACGAUCGAUAAGGAUAGAGUUCCUGCAGGUAAUCAUGACCAAUCAGAAUGUGUUGAAACGUCAACUGAAGAGAUGAAAGCUUCGGGGAAUGUAAACUGUACUCCUCACGUUUGGCUAGAUAAUGUGUCAUGUAAUUUACCCCCAUCAGGUGUUUCAAAUCUUCAGGAAAACAGUAUAUCACUGUUAAAGGACAUUUCUUUUAAGAUAUCAUCAAAGGGAAUGGUUAUUAUUACUGGUUCUGUUGGUAGUGGAAAGUCAUCGCUGCUCGCCUGCAUUCUUAAUAAGGAACUUCGUGUUAUCAAGGGAACAAUAAAGCGUGCUGGAAGCAUCGCCUAUGUUUCAGAUAAACCGUGGGUAUUUCCAGGCACCAUUCGUCAGAAUAUAUUAUUUGGUUCAGCAUACGACGAAAAGUGGUAUUUAGAAAUCGUGAAAGCUUGUCAGUUGGAAAAAGAUCUUAAGGGAUUCCCGGAAUUGGACUUGUCUCGUAUUGGAGAACACGGUGCAACAUUGAGUGGUGGACAACGGGCACGUUUAGCUCUGGCACGCGCCGUUUAUUCACGGGCAGAUAUAUAUCUAAUGGAUGAUCCUUUAAGUUCUUUAGAUGCCAAAGUAGCAGAAAAUAUUUUCAAGAAUGUUUUAAAAAGUAUGUUAUCAGAACGAAUUGUGUUCUUAGUCACGCACAAACAUUUCAAUGAAGCUGACUACAUCAUAAUGUUGGAUAAAGGUAAGAAGCUUCAGUCAUGUUUACACAACUACUAUCUCAAGUAAACUAUAAUUUUGCCCAUUGAAGACAUUCAUUUGAUAGAUGCGCGAGGAAAAUGGGAUAGCAGGCAGGUGAGGCAGGUGAGGCGGGUGAAGAAAUCUUUAUUUAAAUUCGGUUAACUCUUCAGUGAAAACACUGCUUUACAAGAGGGCCGACAUUAUUAAAAAUAACUAUACACAAUGUAAUUUUAGGUAUGAGAUCUGAGAUAUGAUCUUUAGAUAUGAGAUCUUUUUUAAGACAUUUCUAAACUAUUACUGCAUUUUACUUCUGCUGGUAGCUCGUUUCAAAUAUUUGCUCCAGAAAAGGCAAAACUUUUCUUUAGAAUUUCUGUUUGUGUUCUUUGCAAAAUUAGACAAAAUUUUCCUUUUCUAAGAGAAUAUGCCUGAUCCAUGAAAGACAUUUUAAAAUGGUCAUGUAAGUAGACAGAAGCCAUAUUAUUUAAUAUUUUGUACAUAAUUAUGAGUUUAUGGUUAAUUUCCUAUUUUGGGAAGUGUUUCCCAUUUCAAUUGACUUCUAAUAUCAUUAGAUCUGACAUCACAACCCGACAAGUGAUAACUCUAAUUGCACGAUUUUGCAGUUUUUGAGUCGUUGAGCAAGUGUUAUUGACAUGUUGUCCAAAAGAACAUCACAAUAGUCAAAUAUUGGUUGAAUUACUGAAAUAUAUAUUUAGUAAUAUUGCAUGGAAGGAUAACAAACGCUCUCCCUUGGCGGAGACCAGAAAUUUUGGAGCUUCUUGGAGAUUUUAACAGUAAAUAUGAUCUCGCCAUGACAAUCUUUCAUCAAUAACUACCUCUAGUAAGUUUGAUACUUUGACUCUUUUUAUUGGUUUUCCAUCCAAAAAUAAAUAUUUUAUAUCCCGUUGUUUGUCAAGAUUGCUAUCAGACGCAAUGAACAUGUAAUCUGUUUUAGUAAAAUUUAGGGUAAGUUUAUUUGCUUUGAGCCAUAUAUAUGCGAAUAUUGUCAAGAUCUGCAUUGGCUGCAGUUGCUAUUUCCUUUAUCGACUUUCCAGUUGUAGUUAUAUUAGUAUCAUCACAUACAUUCGUGCUGUAGAAUAUUGCAGACAAAAAAGAAUGUCAUUAAUUAAAUAAGGUACACAAGAAAUAGCAAAGGACCAAGAAUAGAUCUUUGAGGUACCCCACAUAGCAACAAGCGCUGACUUGACACUAAGCCAUUUACAUAACAUUUUUGCUUUCGGUAAAAUAACUACGAUUUAAACCCAUUGAGACUCAGUAAAUCAAUUACACAAAAUCUAAUGAUCCGCCGUACUAAAUACCUUGGCCAAAUCUAUAAAUACUACAAAAAUCAAUUAACCUGUUUUUUUUCAGCCAUUAAAUUUUGUAUGAGCAAUAUUUUUUUUCACCAUGACCUGAGAAUAUUGAGAACGUUUUAACGUCAAUUAUUAAAAUAAUUACAAUAUUUGAUGCAGGUGCAGUUGUAGCUCAGGGAACUAUGGAAGAAGUAAAAAAGGAGAUGCCAGAGGAUAAAGAGAACAUUGUAAAACAUAUUGAUAACGAUCCUCACCAUGUGGAAGAUGGCGAUGAUCCCGCACAAACUGAACAGUUACGUGAAGCAGAAGAAGAUCGCCAGGUUGGGAAUGUUUCCAUCAAAGUUCAUGCAAAGUAUUUCACGCAUGGAGCACCAGUGUCGAUCCUUUUCCUAAUGUUAUUGGCAAAUGUAGCGGGACAAGGUAAAACGUAAUGUAGGACAAUAUUAUCGAAUCACUAAUUGAACGUUUGUUUACAGCAUUGCCAGCUAAUUUACAAUUUUUGAUAACACACACACAGGCCCGGCGCUACGUGUGUGUGUGUGUGUGUGUGUGUGUGUGUGUGUGUGUGUGAGUGAGGGCAGGGGGGUGUUACACCCUCCCAGAAAUUUUAUUCAAAGCUUCAGUUGGCAGGACUGCUAUUUUAGUUGGCAGACACAAAUAUUUUUGACGGAAAAAACUACUACUGAUAUGAUUUUCGCCUUUUAUAUAAGAAACGGAAAUUUUGGUUACUCGAAAUUUACUCAGCAGGAUAAUCGUUAUAAUCCGUUAGCAAAACAAGCCCAGAUUGACAGUUAUACUUAAAUGAAGUAUAUGUAGCAUGUUUGAUAGGUAGAACCGCUGAACACAAUAUAUUCCCGCCAAAAAUUCAAUGAUCAAAUAUGGCGAUUUAGAACAGGCUUCAUUUAUAGCACAACGGGCAUAAUUUCAGGGACCGCGGAACUGGGGGGGAUAAUAAUUUUCUAUACAUAUGUGAUUUUUAUAAACUAAGAAUACUGAAAUCUUUCUGAUCAGUUAACAAUAUAUUUAUAACUUAUAUAGCCAAGUAUUCAAUCUAUUUCUGGUUGGAUUAAACAAAUGACGGGUAAUAUUAGAUUAAGAGUCGUCUAUUAAGAAACUUUUUAACAGCAACUAGUAAAUUUGAUUGCAUUUCCAGGGCUCUGGGAGGUCUCAGAUUUCAAAAUUUCCCCUAAUCCCUAACAAACUCACGCCUUCGGCGUUCGCUAUAGCCCACUUAAUCCAAAAAUUGCUCCGCGGUCCCUGAAUUUAAUUGAUCCUGAAUUUAGUUGAUUUCCAUCGGAAAUUUUACAAUCAUCCAUAGCUAGCAUGUGGUCGGUACAAGCUCGUUCGUCAGUCGGUUGAAAUGACCUUACACCUCCCCCUGAAGAAUUUCCCAAGGGCGGCCCUGCCCACAGACCUGACGUCUCUUGUUUUACUUUGCCAAAAAAAUAGAUUGGACAGAAGUAACUAGUAAGCAUGAUAAUUAUGUGUAAGAGUCAUAGAUAUUUUAUAUACACUAGAUAGCGCAUCUCUUUUAGUAAAAUUGAAGCCAAGAAUAUUCCAGCGAUUACCCCCAGCCUAGUCCCAGCCUCUUUCUCAAUGCGCUGCUUUGAUCUAUUUAAAAGUCUUAUAAAUUUUAUGCCUGGGCGUGCUGUGCGAAACGCUUAAGCGAGAGAGCCUAGCAGAUUUCACUAAAAUGGUCCCUGAUUUCAAAAAAAUGGUCCCUGGCCUGGUUACCAAGCAUACCGCGUUAUGACAUUGCUCAGAGUCAGUCUCGUAAAUUUGUAUGAUUUUUUUAAUUCAGCACAUUUUUAAUACAGUUUGAAUUUGGUUAUGUAAACAUCGAAUAUGAUCAACGAAUAUUGUCGUAUUUACAAGUUUAUUUGUAUAUAUAAAUUUUCUGCCAUAUUAAAAACACUGAAAUCUGCUAGGCGUUCUGAAGCACCUUUAGCGGUGACGUCACACCUACGUCUUAGUCUCGUACUACAUCCACGUUUUUUCUCGCGCUUGCUUCAGAACGACUGAGACUAGGCUGUGUUACCCCCAUUUGAAUAGAUGGCGGCCAUGUUGGUCGUUCCCGCUCGCUAAUAAACGUUUAGAAAACAAAAAUAACUUUUAUCAUUUGAAUACUUUAAAAAUGUAUUUGGAGUAGGGUUAACUUAAUGUUUAAUUAAGUUCCCUGUUUAAGAAAUACAAAAAAAACCGAAUCUUCUCAUUUCUUGGGAACGACCUGAGACUGCAAUCACGGCUUCAAUUUUUGAAUUCAGAAUAACUAGAUGCACUAUCUAGUGUAUAUAAGAUAUCUAUGGUACGAGUUCUUUACUGUGCUGUUAUGUGCUUGCAACUGGAACAGUAAUAUUUAGGCUUUGGAAUUGAACAAUAUAAAUAAUAUGGGGUAACAAUUUUAUUAUUACUAAAAUUUCAAUUGACACGUAUUGUAGUAUAUUAAAAUAAUUUUUUGCUAAUUAUUUUUAAUCGCUUUAUUUUGCUAGGUUUGAUCUUGUGGAUUGACAUUCAAGUGUCAACAUUACCAAAUUUGGUAAAACAAACAGAGAAGUUUCACACAGCGUUAUAUGUAUAUCCAGUGUCUUUGAUUGCAGCAGUAUUAGUUACCACCCUUGCGAAAUGUUGCAUUUUUCUUCUACCGAUUAGAGCAAACUACGAACUCCACAACAAAAUGGUAUCUUGUCUCCUUCAAGUUCCAAGUCAUUUUUACGCCGUAAACCCACCUGGUCGUAUUCUGAACAGAUUGUCGCAAGACAUCAACAAUCUAGAUGAUCUUCUGCCAUUUUAUUUGGUGAAUUUCUUUCAUAAUGCGGCGCUUUGCCCGGGAGCUAUUAUCUUGUGUUUGAUGAGCAACGUUCUCUUAACGCCACUUGUUAUAAUCACAUUUAUAAUUUCGUUUGGCUUGUCAAAAAUAUUCUUUAAUUCUGCGAUGGACAUCAAACGUUUAAUGUCUCAAGCUGGUGGUCCGUUAUAUUCCCACUUUUCAAACACCAUGGAAGGAUUGAGGAUUAUUCGCGUGCAUAAUAGACGGAAAGAAUUCACGAAAGUUUUGCUAAGGUAUGAAAUUAAUUAUGAUGAGAUCAACGGUUGUAAAGCAGAUACUCUUAGUACGUUUUAGGCUUUCAAGUUUUAGCGAUAUUAAUUUGAACUCCGAAAAUGAGGACUUGAUUGGACUUCAAGUCUGAAAAAUAUAUCGACAUGUUUUGGUUAAAGGGUAUUGGCAAUAACAUGUUUUAUUGCUUUAUCUAAAAGAGCAUGAAAAAAUAAGCCGGUUGGCCGUUUACUGCUCUAUUCUAUCUCAUCUGGUUCCGAAGUUAUGCGCAAAAAUGUGCGAAAUAUAAAUUGCUGAUUCAGCACAACGUGUGACGUCCUUGGUUGGGUAAGUAUGUUUAUUGAAUAGUUAACUGAAGCAUAGGUCAGUUAUUAUUGGCUCAAAUCAAAUGAAAUUUCGCAUACAGAUAGUACAUGAUGAGAUGCAUGGGAAAAUACUUCUAAUUUUGUUGUCAAGGCAAUACAUUCGUUCCCAGGCUCCUUACACUGAUUUUGGAUAACUAGUUGCUUUAUCUAUGUGUAUGUCAUUUUCGAAUUAUUAUCAUGCAAGUAAACUUUUGGCGUGCAUAGGUAUGGCACACAUACUUCUGAUAUUAUUUUAUUCUUAUAAGUACCAUGAAUAAAGCUGUUUUAUAAAAUUGACGCAAGCGGCCUGGGAGCGACAUUAUUACCUUGGCAACAAAAUUAGAAGUGUUUUUCAAUGCGUCUCAUCAUGUAGUAUCAGUAUGCAAAAUUUCAUAUGAUUUGGGCCCAUAAUAACUGAGCUAUGCUUCAGUUUAGUAUUCAUUAAACGUACUUACCUAACCAAUGACGUCACACGUUGCGCUGAAUCAGCAACUUAUAUUUUGCACAUUUUUGCGUAUAACUUCGGAACUAGAUUAACCUGAGUAUCAGGCCCACGGUAUUGAAAGAGGGCCUGACACAAUUCGCCUCUAAAGCCAUGUUCAACAUCCAGAAUCUGGAUGUUAUGCUGAUUGGCUAAGAGACGAUAAAACGCAUCAUGUGAUUCAAACCGGAAAUAUAUGACCGGCGUAUGUAAACACCAAAAAUAGAAUUUGUAAUUUUGUCAAUAUACUGUUAAAAGUGCUUUAUUUCUGAAAUUUAUUUUCAAUUAAUUAAGCCUAAAAAUGACAAAAUAAGUACGAAAAGACGUUGAAAACGCUUUUGCAGCAACAUUUUACUCGGUAUAAAACUAAAACUACAUAGUCAUAGUAGAAAGCGUGUCUAAAUAUCUCGCCGUAAUAGUCGCCGUAGAACGAAAAUAUGUGGAUGUCGGAAAUUUUCAAAUAUUUAGUUCCAAAAAGUUGAAGCCUUAUUUAUCAGUUUAUUGCCGAGCUGUUUUCCAAGACCUGCAAGGAUAUAGUAGUCAGCCCGCUCGAACUAAUAUGCCAACAUCAGGCAGAAAUUGAAGACAAUACUGAGCUGUCUCGAAUAAACUAUUAACAUGACAUGAGGACCGAGGAAGAAGAAAUCCUAUUCAGAGCGCCGAAUGUUGUCUCUUUAGACUCCUGGAAAAAGCAUGAUCGAGCUAUGGUUCCCCGCAUGAGGCAUAGUUUACGCUUAGAAUUCCAUCAUGUGGAUAUUUCGACAAAAACAUACCGAUUUUUCUCCGUAUUUAUUCAAAUUUAUACAAAACUGCAAAUAACGAAAUUUGCGUAUUUACAUACCUGUAGCGGACAACCGGAAAUAUGCUACAACCGGAAAUAAUUUUAAUUGGCUGAUAUUCUGGGGGUGGAAAGCCCGUAGAGGCGAAUUGUGUCAGGCUCUCUUCAAUACCGAGGGCCUGAUACUCAGGUUAGAACUAGAUGAGAUAGAAUAGACCAUUAAACGGCCAAUCGGCUUAUUUUUUCAUGCUCCUUCAGAUGAAGCAAUACAUUUUUUUGUUGCCAAUACCCUUUAAGGUGGCUCCCUAGGGUUUUAUUUCCGGGGGUUACGUUCUUCGUAUAUAUGUAAACUAAAACUCGUGUGACUUCAAAAUACGAACGAACGUUGUGUUUUAUAUGGUACUCUUUUUUGAAACAAAAGUGUGAACUUUGCUUUAGUUGAAAGCAUAAAAGAGUUCUAAAAGCCAAAACGAUACUUGGAUGUGAUGUUUCAAAAGAAGAUAAUGUAAAUUUGUUUUUUUUAAGCGGUAUUCUGGAUGUUUUUUGAACGGCCGUACGCGAGGUUCGAUCGCGAACAUUGGGAUACGAUAUAAAGUCUCCUCAAGAAUUUGCAGUGUUUUCUCCACAAUCUAGCAGCACUUAUGACAAUAAAGAUGACUUAAAUAAUGAGCCCUCUACGGGUGAAAUGAGCAGGGCCGAAACUCCAAACAUACCGCUAUAAAAACUGAAAUUUGAACGGGCAUUUUGCGAAAACAUCCGACGAUAGUACUAACUCGCACGGGACGAAUUUUGACAAACAUUUUUCAAAUUAAUAACAAGAAGUCAUAACCAGUAAUUACCUAAAUAUCUUUGCCAUUUUGACAUGUAUAAUCCACGCUUAGUUGACCAUUAACCGACACAGUUAUAAACAGUAUAUCGAACAUAAUUUAUAUUUUGUGAUUUCAAAAAAGUCAUGCUUUGUUGUUUUAUGCAGAAUGCAUGUACACGUCAGUUGGGGUAUUAAAUUGUUCGCGUAAAAAUCUAGUAAAAAUUGCCAAAAUUAAACCCAAAUUUCUCCGUUUUCCUUCGGUAAAUUUUUUAAAACUUUGCACAUUUUUUAAUAUCGGUACAACAAGUGCAAUAUCUUUUUUUCUUAAAAUUAAAUCGAAGGGAAAAUUUUUAAUAUUGAUUUUUGACGUUAUUUAAAUUUUCUAAGAAACGUAUAGAUUUAAUUUUUUUAAAUUGAGGGAAAAAAUUAUUAUACAAGUAUCAUCUUUUAUGCAAAGUUUUAAAAAAUUUCACCGAAGGAACUUUUUAAAAUGACCUGAAAAAGACAAAAUUUUGAGCUUUAUUCUAAGCAUGCUGUUGCCAUGACAACAUAUUUCCAACAAAAAGGUGCAAUUUCCAAUGUUCAGGAGAACAUUGUCAAUGUGUCCAAUAAAUUUCGUUUUCAUGUCAUGUAAAGUAAAGAAACAGGAGUCUCCUGAAUACUAUAGUGUAGCAAAUUAAAAAACCCUAGGGAGCCACCUUAAAUUCUAAAGGCCUUUUUCGCCUCACACUUGCCGCAUGGGAACCUAGCAAAGCGUAUCGGCGAGCAUAGACAUUGCAUCAUUCACCCGUUAUCAUGCACUACAGUAACCAAAAUGAAAGUUGGUCUCAAAAUUCAUCAACAAUCUUGAGCAUAUUAUAAAAAAAGUUAGAAUUCUUCCGUACCCUAUUGUUCACAAAAGAGCAAGUGGGGAAUUUUGUUUUCGACCAGUCAGCGCAUUUUUUUUACAUUUUUCUCUAAGCCAAUCAGAAUACGUAAAACGCUACAUCGCAUGAAAAACUUGAAAGAUUUGUUCCAUGCAAGAGGAUCUUUUUAUUUUUUGCAUGAAAUUUGGAUAUAUUGUUCUUCAGAGAUUCUCUUGAAAUUCCUCGUGCGGAUUUUUAUUUAUUGCGUUAUUGCCCAGAUAUGGGUCUUGACCAAUUUAUGUCGAAAUAUGUACAUGUCCUUAUGUCCUUAAUUAGAAGUGUGAUCUAUUACCUGUUAUAGGUAUAAAAUUGUCUACUCCAUUUCAUGCUCGAGUCAGUUGUUCACACAAUUAAGGCGGAUUCAGUGCAACAUGUCUGAUUCAGUGCAACAUGUUUGCCCGAUUGACUUUUUGCAAUCGUUUUCUUUUCCAAUACAAACAGUCAAGCGGAACAAAUCAUGUUAGCUGUAGUUGACUGGACACACUUCAAAAGAAAGCGAUCGCAAAAAAACCAGCGUGCGACGUUGUGUACUGAACGGCCAAAUCCGCCUUUACGCAGUGAAUCAGCAGACUGCUACAUAACAGCAUGACUGCCGUAAACUUGAAAUCAUUUACAUCCCAAAUUCGAGACUUUGCAUACAUUUUAGAAUUGCAUACAUUUUAAAAUAUAAUUUAUACGGAUAUUAACAAUUCAGCCAGGUUUUUCUUUAUAUUUUAGCAUUUUAGAAUAUCAUGCCUAGAAAUACAAUACAGCAUGCGGUUUGACCUGCAGGCUCAAAAUUACAUAAUUUGCAGAUUUGCAUAAAUUGAUUACUUGGUAUUAAACAUGGAGGUUCACUCUACAACAACGGUACGAAAUUUACGAGAUUUCCGGGCCCUCUGAGCACUCCAGGUCCCGGGUAUUUUGCCCCCUCUCCGCUGCCUCCCCUCCCCCUCUCGCCGGCCUUACUCUACCAGGAGUUGAAUGAGUUAAGGAGUCUUGUUCUGUGCAGCACAGCUGAUUUUUAUAGCGAGAACAAGAUUAACGCGGCAAAUAUUAUCAAAUCUAUAUCCUGUGCACUUUGAGCUUUAUUAUCAAAUGCUAAUGAAGGGCUUACAACCACUGAUCUGUACUAAGAUUGGAUAACGCAUCCAUAGUAUACGAAAAUGAAGCCGGAAGUCACCAACCGCAACCCAAUUCAAAGGUUCCACUUUUGUAUAGAUUUGUAUUACAGAUGGUAGAUUUUCGCAUUUUCGCUUUGGGUACGUUUCUGACCGGUCCAGUUUUACAAUCACAAAAAUAGAAGCAUACAAGAAGAAUUUUGAGGAAAAAAUUUGGAGUAUUAUGGCUUUAUAACGCCGCGAAACAAGAUUUACAAUUUUGAAGGAAUGGAGAGCCUCAGACUUUGUUUAUCAACACAAGCUCGUUUGGCUACUUUCAUACAAAAUCAACUCAAAAUAUACAAGAAUUACUAUUACUGGAUGAAUAUUCUCAGAAAAUUUGAAGAAAUGAAGCAGCUACAUUGUGAACAAAAGCAUACUGAGGUUAGUUUUAAAAGACCUUGAGGCUAUACUACUUUUAUAAUUAUAUGAAUUAAUAAGGAAUAGUUUUAAUUGUCAAUUUUGUCAAGACCAUUCCCUCGACUUGUCGAGAAGUUUUGCAUGUUUUAAAGUAGAAAUACAAGUGACAAUCAAAUAUUUUUUAAUCCAAAUUAACAAUGACUCAAUAUAGUGUUAUUUUAAAGUGCCUAUGCAACGAAUUUUUCACCUCAUUUUUUAUUGUUUUUCUAAAAAGUGGAGUGAUGAAGAAUGACGUUUACACUUUCGUCAUAUCUCAUCUCAUUCUCAAGUUAUCACACUUUCUAUAUUUUGAGUUGCGACGUCACAAGUAUGAGUUGAGAUAAUGGCAUUCAAUAAAAUUCAAUGAAACUUGGUACACUUAGUGGGUGCACUCACGUGGUUGUCAUGGCAACACACUAGUCCCAAGUCUCCUCUCUUCCUUUCACAACUUUCCUCCCGCAGACCUCUUGCAGAGGAUGUUUACAUAUUAUAACUGUAUAAACUGAUCACAAUACCUACACGUAUCAUAGUAAUAAGCGAAUAUUGUAGAAAUUGCUAUUUAUUUCGUUGAAAAUGGAUCAUAUAGAUAUUGGAAGACAAGGGACUGGGGACGAGUGUGUUGCCAUAACAACCAUAUAAACAAGCCAAAUUGUUAACUUUGUUGCACCCACAAAAUGUACCAAGUUUCAUUAAAUUUUAUUAAAUACUCACCAAUAUAUCAUACUUUCUUGUUAUUGCCAUUAUCUCAACUCAUACUUGUGACGUCACAACUCAAAAUAUAGAAAGUGCGAUAACUUGAGAAUGAGAUGAGAUAUAACGGAACUGUAAACGUCAUUCUUCAUCACUCCUGCAGUACUUUUUAGAAAAACAAUAAAAAAUGAGGUGAAAAUUUCGUUGCAUAGGCACUUUAAUUAAUUCAUAUAAUUAUAAAAUUAGCGUCAAGGUAUUUUAAAACUAACCUCUGUACCCUUUCGUGCUUUUUGUGUCCCUUUUUAUCCAAAUUUCGCGAGAAACCAUGCUAUUACUUAUUAAUAAUAUACAUAAAAAAUGUUAGAGACAAUUAUAGUUUUAACUCACGUUUAAUAUAGCGAACCGUCCACUGACAAAGUUUUCCUGCUUUGUUAGCCUUUUUCAUAUUAUAAGAAGCUAACGGCUUGAAAAUUUCACUUAAAUGCGUAAGUUUUGCUGGUUGCCAUUAAAAAAAAAAGAUAAAUGUUAUAUUUUUUACCCGAACUAAACUUUUACUUAGGUUGGGAAUUCGCCCUGUUUGUUUUGUUUGGAAGCAAUCUGUGAGCGUUACUUGACGAUUGCUUUAAUUAAUCUGAUUGGUUGCUUUUAGAUCUCUCUGGUUUUUUUUUCAACAAUCAAAUCAGUUUGUAACAGAUUUUUUCAUUGUUGUUACAGAUUUGUGCACAGCUGUUUGAGAUUAAUCGCACUGAAAUCAGCGAACCACAAUCGAGUAAUAUUUAUGUAUCUUAUUAAUUAUGCUUAAGCACAUUGUCCAACCCCAUUUACAUCAAGUUCCAUACGCGCAAAGUUCAACAUUUAAACGUCUUUCAGACAAGACAUAACAAAAAUAUAAAAUUUAUUGGCUAACGUUUCGUUGUAUUGUUCACAACAUCUUAAGAGCAAUUAAACUUAUUUACAAGCGUGCAUUAUAUAUGUACAAAUUUAUAAAGGGUUACAUUAUUCAAAUAAGCGAAUAAGAGGAAGGGAUAAAAAACAACCUAUCAUUAAAAAUAUUAGUAAAUUAGUAUAGGUAAUCAUGCGAUGGCGAGUACAAAUUUCCAAACAUCACGAGUACCAUUAAUCCCUAAUUGUACGAGCAACAUCGCAUGAUUACUUGUUUAUUAUUAGCAUGACAAAAUUGGAUACGUACUUCUCAAUGUCAGCAUCAUAUUCUCUCGCCAAAGCCCAGUCCCGUCAGACUUUCAACCAAAAUUUGGUGCUUUUGUUUGUAUUUUCAUUUAGUUCUUUUGUUAAAGCAAAAUUUGGUGAUUUUGUUCGUAUUUUCAUCUAGUUCCUCCACGGCAAUUUCAUUUCACGCUUGAGUUUAAAAUACGUUUCCGCCAUUUUGUUUGUUUUGGGAAAAUCAUUAAUUGUACUGCAGUACAAUUAAUGAAAUAAUUGUACUCCUCUCAACCAAUCAGCAUCCAGUAAUUUUGUCAUGCUAAUAAUAAAAGAUAUAACGGUUAGUAAUUAUUAGUAAUUAGAGACCUAUAGCAAAGCAUUAGAAUGGGUCAAGAGGAGUUGACCUAAUGUUGGCAUUUAAAAUAGGAUUAAGUUUAGAUAUGAAAAGGCUUUCGCGAAUGAGUAAAUCCGCUUCAGAAGUAGCAGUGGAAAGGAUUUUAAAAUCAGAGGGUGAAAUUUGAUGUUUAGUGGUAUGGAUAUGAGCGGGUAUGCCUGACAUGGAUGAAACAGAACGUUUCUUUCCAGUCAAAGGUGAAACACCCAUAUGUUCUGAGAUACGCGUGUGUAUGUGUCGGCGAGUUUGACCAACAUACAAUGCACCACAGCAUUGACACUUAUACAAAUACACAACAUGCGAUCUCAGUUCACAGGGAAUUUUGUCCUUAAAUGGAAAGAAGUUCGAAAGACGGAAAGAAGGACGAAAGACGACACGUAAGGAAAUAUGUGAAUAAGCAGAAUAAAGAAAUUUCUGAAGUUGUGAUCGAAUUUGUAAACCAUGAUGACCAGUGAAAGGAAGACAAAAAUACAUAUCCUUUUUAGAGCAAGUAUGAACUUUAUCACGAGAGUUAUUUUUGUUAUGUCUUGUAUGAAAGUCUUUUGCUAGGCUUUAAUUUUCAUUUUUAAAUUACGCUUUCCACCCGGUGUAUCAGUCGCUGAUGAUUUAAACGUCUGUUGGAGUGACGAAUCUCAUUAAUUAAAUGUAACUUUACUCUUUUAAUUUUAUUUAGUCUCACUGACCGUCAUCACGAAGCUAUGUAUGCUUAUUAUGCGGCAUCACGUUGGUUUGGACUCGCCUUUGACGUAGUUUUUUCAGUUUUCUUGAUAAUUGUGUCCACAACUGAGUUGUAUUCUGUAACGGAUUCCUCUACUGCUGGUAAGUAUUUAAUUACAUUAAUAUUUUUUAUCUACACGUAUGCGCAGUGUAUAUUGUCGAUCAUCGUGCGAAAUGAAGUGUAAUCUGAUUGGUCGAACUCCUCGCUGUAUAUUUGGAAGUUAUUCUGUGAACUCGGGUCCUAGACGAGCUGAUACUGACCGGUGCGUAGUAUUAUUGUACUAUUAAGGAUUCUAUGGUGUACUUCAUAUAUAUAGAUAAUAUUUUUUACUCUUUCUCUGUUCACAUUCUUGCAAAGAAUGUACGCAAAUCUUUUGACAUAAGUUUAUUAUUUAGAUUAUUUUCCAAUUGUUAGUGACAGUAGUUGAGCCCACUGUGCCUGUAAAUGUUUAGGGCCUUCACGCGAAAAAUGAACAGCCAGCAGAGGCCACACAUAAACAGUAAAAGCAAACUUACCUAUACACUUUAAGAUUUCUCAAUGUAAGAAUUGAACGAGAUAUGAACAAUUAUCAAGGUUGUUAAUCGGCUAACAGCCAACUGUAAAAUUUUCGUAUCAAUUCAAUAGUCGAGCAAAUACAUGCUGAGUUUUGACAUAAUAUUCAAAGGAGUGACGUCAUAGUGUUGAAACAAAAAAUAUAUUCAACGCUAUGACGUCAUGAUAUUGAUAUUAAACGUGAUGCCGUCAUGCUAUGAAAACGCGAAUACAAUAUGUGGAAACACCACUAAAACAAUGUGGCAUCACGUGUUUGCAGAUUUUAUAGGGAACUAUUUAGAUUAUCGACAAAAACAGCCAUGGAAGGUUUAAAACAUCUUAUCGAACUUAUAAAAGAUAAAAGGAAAGAUUUUCGUCAAAGAGCUACAAUCCGGGCCAAAACUCAUGUGGACACUUAAUCCACUUUUGCAAAAAUCAUAACAAACACCUAAAACUUGAAUUUACUUGCACAUCCCCCACUCCCCCUCUUCAAUGUUGCAUAUCCGACUUAACCACACUUCGUAUUUGAUGAAAAAUCCCAUUCAACAUUGGCUUGGGGGAGCGGGGGGAUAAUUAUUUAGAAAAAACAUCAUUCGAGGCCAAAUUCUGUGGGUUGUCCACAACGUUUUGUCCAGGAUUGUCUGAAAAAUUAUGGGCAUGGAGCAGCGCUGUUUUCUCACUUGUUAUUUAACAUUUGAUAUGUCUGAUGAGACUAUAACGCAUACCUAUGUAUUCUAAGUUUUUGUUAUACAGUUUGAUCGCUGAUGACGUCACUAUUAGCAAUAACGUCACUUCCGGAUGUUGUAAAUAUAAGCUAAUUUGUGGGAAGCGUGCGUAAAACCAACUAUACUGAAUAGGUGCGAGCAUAACUUUUUCUCAAUCUUAUACAUCAAAGGUACAUCGACUUUACUGUUCAGAUACAUAGCCAAGGAGCGCAUUUAGGCUUUAACAGGAAAGAAAUUGUCGCUGCAGAAAAUUUUUAGUGUCAUAUUUACGGAGAUUCAGUAUGAUUCCAGAACGUCUCAAGACUCAAGCUAUGUAGCAAUUACCUUAUUCCAUGGAAUAAACCAUUGUAUUUCUGCAUAUUUACUGAUUUUAACGACUCUUGUAGUUUUGAACAGCCUAUAUUUUUAUAUACAGCCCUAAUAUAUUACUCGCCAAUGACAAGAUCCUUGCAAUAUGAAACUGGAAAAGCUUCAGUACUCAAAACGAAAUAUAUCAUGUUAACCUUUUUCGCCAUUUGAAAGGCAAUAUAAUUUGACAUUGAGGAUUCUUAGUAUUUCCAAAGAUAAGUGUCUAUCAUAAACUUGUACGCGAACUCGAUCCAGCUACAGCCAUUAAAUACAUACAAUGCACUUAUACUUUUAAAUCUUAUAUUACAAUUGGCGUUUGUCAAAUAAUGAAAUAUUCCCUUACACUUUUCAAUACUGUGCGCCGACUAGCAGGCCAGCACGGUCUACAGUAACUUCGGACUUGAAUUAUACACAGUUGCUGCAUUGAAAUGUAACGAUUUCUUCUUAGGGAACUACCUAUACAUAUUAUACUUGUUAUUAAAAUGUUUUCGUAAUAUACACAGUAGAGAAAUAAAAAGUUACCACGGUCUACAUAUUAAAAGUAGCUCUUUGAAUAUAAUAGAUCAUAGCUCAUUAGUAUUCAUGAAAAUACGAUUUUUGUGUGUAGACCGUGGCGAUUUUUAAGGCAUAGCUGAUUUAUUACUGCAUGUAAAAACCUAGAUUUUUUCCAAGUUAGUCUAAACAGGUUUCUUAUGUAAAUGAUGCUUACCUGACUGUUCAUGUCACAAACCGUAAUUAUGUUUUGUAUAUAUUCAGUAUUUUUCGGGGGGGGGGGGCUUGCAUAGGCCCUUGAUUUGUGUUCAUGCGUAUCCCCUUGGAGUUCUAUUAUGGAGUUCUAUUUAUAUUAGCAUAUAACAGCUCAAAAAAAUCUGUUAAAUAAAGAAAGAUUCGUUGAUGUAAAUCAAAAUUUCAUCAGUGUUUCAUUCCUAGGCAUUCCGAUGAGCUCUGAUAUAUAUGUACUAUUUAAAGCACGCGUAGGAGUGUUUUAUCACAUAUAAAACACGACGCGUAGCGGAGUAUUUUAUAUGUGAUAAAACACGAUUACAAGUGCUUUAAAUGGCUUAAAAAACGACUCAUCUUAUACGAGUUCAUUGGCGAAGUAAUUUUUAAAAUAAGCUUUGUCUAAACCGAGAAAAUCAAAGCUAAAGUUUAUGUAAAUUAACAUGAUUUUUUAUCACAUAUAAAACCACGACACGCUUAUGAUUUUUCUUUGUGUUUUGCUCCUGAAUUAUUAAUGAGUUUUUUAAAUAUAUAUAUAUAGAGAGCGGACUAGGCAUAUAUUUUGCAACUGUAUACUCCGUCUUAUUCUUAGAAGUUAAUAUCACUUCGCCAACCUAAGUAUUUUAUUUUAGUAUCAAUAUGAGAUUAAUAUCAAUAAAUUCAUACUUUCAGUUCAUAAUUUCAAAACAUACAUUUUUAUAGCACAAAAACGUUUAAUAUUAUCUUAGCGUCUCGUCACUGUUGAUCUCUUGAACUCUUGUGUUGGUUAUGCAACAUCCGAAAUCAUCUCCAUGGCGCGCACGAGCACGAACAAAAGCUGUUGUGGAGCUUUUGUACGGUCAAAUAUUUCGCCUUUGGCUUUGCCGCGAAGAUACUAACAGCAGCCGCAUUCUCAAUCACACUUGUUUCGAAUUCGUCAAGCCAAAAAAUUUUUAUCAAGUGCUUCUCCCAUAAAUGCAACAAUAUCAAAGCGACCUCUUUUAACGAUUUUUAAAUUAAAAAAGUUACAGUAUAAGAUUGUGUUAUUGUGUACAAGAAUUUCUAGUGUACAAAUGUACAAGAAAUGCAGCGAAGUAUUGUAAAACAUUGCAUUCCUCGGUCGCAAAUUAUAUGGAAUGUUAUUUAACGAGUUUCUAACUCAUCAUAUACUUCAUCCUUUAUAAUUAAGGUGGAUCAAAACAAAAAACGUAAACAAAGCCCGCGCAUGCCCAGAAGUGACUGUAACCUACCUUUAAUUAAAAUUAUUGUUGAAUUUAGUUUUCGCAAAAUAAAACUUUGUCUGUUAACACAAACUUCAUGCCUGAUAAUUAGGUAAAUGAAAUACUGUGUUUCUAAACAUGUUUUCUUAUGUUUAGUUAUUGCUUCAAUGGCCAUUCUGUAUUCAUUUCAAAGUGCUGUUGACAUAGUUGGAACGACUCGUAGUGUUGUAGAGGUGCAAGCUCAGAUGACUUCUGGUGAACGAAUUCUGGCUUACACUGAAAUUAAACCUGAGAAGGGACACGAGAUCAAUGAACAGCCACCCAAAGAUUGGCCAGUGGCAGGGAAAAUAGAGUUCAAAAAUGUUUCCUUGCGAUAUUAUGAAAAUGGACCUAAAGCAUUGAAAGAUAUGUCAUUUCAAAUCAAUUCAUCAGAAAAGAUUGGCAUUGCAGGAAGGACAGGUGCUGGUAAAUCUUCUCUGGUUGCAGCGCUCAUGCGAAUUGGCGAAACUGAAGGGGAUAUUAUUGUUGAUAAUAUGAAUAUUGAGUAUCUAAAUCUUCAAUCUACUCGUCAACAAAUUUCUGUGAUUUCCCAAUCCCCUGAUCUUUUUAGCGGUUCUAUCAGAGAGAACCUAAAUCCAACUGGUGGUAUAAAUGAUUCUGAAAUAUGGAGUGUUUUGGAUCAGAUGCAACUGAGUUUUCUUGUUCGAAGUUUACCAGGAAAGCUGGACCAUCUGUGCAUUGGUGGCGGUACAAAUUUUAGCAUUGGUCAACGGCAGUUGUUUCGUUUAGCAAGAGUUUUAUUGAAACAGAACAAAAUAAUAAUUUUUGAUGAAGCAACAGGAAAAGUGGACAAGAAAACAGCAGAACAAAUACAGAACGUUAUUCAUGAUGUACUUAAAGAUUGUACAGUAAUAAUAAUCUCGCAUCGUAUGACAACAAUUCAGAGAUGUGAGAAAAUUAUGGUGUUGGAGCAAGGUUCCAUUGUUGAGUUUGAUAAACAACAUGUUUUGCUUAACAGGCAAAAAGGAUUCUUAUCAGAACUCGUGAGAAUAGCCAAUGAAGGCAAAAUGUACUGAAAUGGACAAAGCGCGUAGAUAUUUAAUCCAUUUAGUGCUUUAAGCACUAUACGGAUAAUUUAUAUCCAUGCAUGAUAGAUUUUAACUAUGUAUAUUUAGGUCUCCGUAUAGUGAACAUGCAGACAUUCAACACUCCGUUUAGUGGAUAAUUAUAUAUUUUUAAGCCUCC
Paramuricea clavata is the source of this 21919-nucleotide messenger RNA. Lineage: Eukaryota; Metazoa; Cnidaria; Anthozoa; Malacalcyonacea; Plexauridae. The record is from the annotation of a GenBank genome assembly.